Messenger RNA from Cavia porcellus (domestic guinea pig), 10490 nucleotides. RefSeq names its product zinc finger protein 14-like. Lineage: Eukaryota; Metazoa; Chordata; Mammalia; Rodentia; Caviidae. Gene Ontology annotation, molecular function: DNA-binding transcription factor activity, RNA polymerase II-specific; RNA polymerase II cis-regulatory region sequence-specific DNA binding. The transcript has 4 exons. Bases 139 to 1902 code for a protein of 587 amino acids. Gene Ontology annotation, biological process: regulation of transcription by RNA polymerase II. Gene Ontology annotation, cellular component: nucleus. The record is from RefSeq and is a predicted model, not a curated record.
CGUGUUCUUCCGGUGUCAUGGCGUCAAAGUGUCUGGAGCUUGUUACUGAGAGCAUUCCAGCUGGAUCGGCUGCUUUCUGUGAUUUAUACAAGUUAUAGGCUGCAUAGAAAAGACUCCAGGAGACCUUCAAGCUGCAUAAUGGAAUUAGUGACGUUUGAGGAUGUGACUGUGACCUUCACCAGUGAGGAGUGGACUUUGCUGAAUGCAUCCCAAAAGCAGCUCUACAGAGAUGUGAUGGAGGAAACCUUUCAGAGCAUCAUGACUAUAGGAAGACUCUUGGGUAACAAGAAAGUGGAAGAAGAGUGCAGUAACCUCUGUAGAAAUCUAAGAUAUGAAGAUGUUGAGAAAUACCAUCUAUAUAAAGGUUGGAAUCAGCAUAAAGAAUGCUUUCUUUGCUCUCAGGAUGCUAAUGUGCAUAUGAAACCAUGUGGUUUAAAACCAGUUGAAAGUCUUACUUGUAGAAAGCUUCUGAUUGGGCCUUUUUCACUAAACAUGCCCAUCAUAGCUCACACCUCAGUAAAGACAGACGAAUAUUUUGAACUCAAAGGGAAGCUGUUUAAAUGUAAUGAAAGUAGAAAAUACUGUGAUGAUUUGCAGUCCUUUCAGAAUCCUGCAAGAACAGAAGCUGGCAAGAAACCACGUGAACAUGAUCAGUGUGAGAAAUCCUCCUCUGGUCUUAGUGAAAGAACUCAUCUUAGAGACAAGAUAUUUGCAUGUCCAAAAAUUAUGAAUGCCUCCAGGAAGCCCAGUGAUGUUCAGAUCUAUCAAACAAAUCACAGUUGGGGUGCACCCUCUGCAUGUAAGCAAUAUGGGAAAGCUGUCAGCACACAUACUAUUUCUCAACAACAUGAAAGAAUUGAUAUAGAAGAGAAAAAGUAUGUAUGUAAGCAAUGUGGGAAAGGGUUCAGGAAAAGUUGUUAUUAUCAAAAGCAUGAAAGAACUCACACUGGUGUGAAUCCUUAUAUAUGUAAGCAAUGUGGGAAAGCUUUCACUACACAGUAUUAUUGUAAACUACACGAAAGAUCUCAUACUGGUGAGAAUCCUUAUAUAUGUAAGCAGUGUGGGAAAGCUUUCAGUACACAGUAUUAUUUUAAACUACAUGAAAGCUCUCACACUGGUGAGAAACCUUACAUAUGUAAGCAAUGUGGAAAAGCUUUCAGUAUAAAGAGCAGUUGUAAAAGACAUGAAAUAACUCACACUGGUGGGAGACCUUAUGUAUGUAUGCAAUGUGGGAAAGGUUUCAGCACACAGAGUCAUUGUAAACUACAUGAAAGAACUCACACUGGAGAGAAACCUUAUGUAUGUAAGCAAUGUGGGAAAGCUUUCACUACACAGGCAAAUUUUAAAGUACAUGACAGAUGUCACACUGGUGAGAAACCUUAUGUAUGUAAGCAAUGUGGGAAAGCUUUCAGUACACACAGGAGUUAUAAAAGACAUGAAACAUCUCACACUGGUGAUAAAUCAUAUGUAUGUAAGCAAUGUGGAAAAGCUUUCAGUACACAGUGGUAUUGUAAACUACAUGAAAGAUCUCACACUGAACAGAAACCUUAUGUAUGUAAGCAAUGUGGAAAAGCUUUCAGUACACAGGCGUAUUGUAAAGUACAUGAAAUCUCUCACACUGGAGAGAAACCUUAUGUAUGUAAGCAAUGUGGGAAAGCUUUCUCUACAAAGUCAAAUUGUAAAGCACAUGACAGAUGUCACACUGGUGAGAAACCUUAUGUAUGUAAGCAAUGUGGGAAAGCUUUCAGUACACAGGGGUGUUGUAAACUACAUGAAACAUCUCACACUGGAGAGAAACCAUAUGUAUGUAAUCAAUGUGGGAAAGCUUUCAAUAGACAGAAGAAUUGUAAAAGACAUGAAAGAACACACACUGGUGACAAACCUUAUAUACGUAAGCAUUGAGGGAAAGUUUUCAUACACAGGAGUAUUAUAAACUACAUGAAAGAUCUUGCUGGUGAGAAAGCUUAUGUAUGUAAGCAAUAUGGAAAAGUUUUCAGUACAGAGUUAUUGUAAAUACAUGAAAGAUCUCACACUAGAGAGAAUCUUUAUGUAUGUAAGCAAUGUGGGAAAGCUUUCAGUACACAGAAAUUGUAAACUACAUGAAAGAUGUUAUACUGGUGAGAAAGAUUAUGUAUGUAAGCAGUGUAGAAAACCAUUGAUCACACAUAAAUAUUAAUAUGAAAGAACUCAUACUGCAGAGAAAUCCUAUGUAUGUAAGGAAUGUGGGGAAGGUUUCAGCAGAAAGAGUCAUUGUCAGAGACACAAAAAAACUCAAAAUGAAAAGAAACUACACGUGUGCAAUUUUUUAAGUCUUUCAGUACACAUAAUUAUUGUAAAAUAAAUGAAAGAAGCCACAGUGUAAAAACCCUAUGGAUGCAAGCAGUGUAUAAAAUGAUUUUUUCAUUAAACAGACAUUAAAACUCAUUAGGGAGAAACCCUAUGUCCAUAAACAAUGUGGAAAAAGAUUCAGUGCACACAAGUCCAUUGCUAUAUAUAUUUUAUAUCAAAUCAAAAAGGAUCACUAGGAAGAAACUAUAUGUGUAAGACUAUUUUAAAACCCUGUUAAGAUGUUUCAGUUGGUAUAAUUCUGUAGAAAUAAUACCAUAGUAUUUUAUGUCAGUGUUGCCUUAGAUAUGUUCCAAAUAAAUCAAAUUCCAGAUGAGUAUAUGACCAAAUACAUACAUUAUGUGGUUUAUAAUGCAUCACAUAUGUACAUUAUUAAUGUACAGUGUUUAAAAAUAUUGAGUUGCCACAAUGAGAAAUUUUUAUCUGAGUGUCUGUGCUUAAUCCAUAAUGUCUUAAUUAAGCAUGGUUGAUGAAACUGUAUUUUUUUACUGUCAAGUACCAUUAGGAUUUGUGCUGUUUUCAUUUUAUCCUUAAGUUUGGGAAGAAUAGGCUAUUAAAUAUCUUAAUUUUAUAACUUUUGCUAUUAGAGUUUUGCACUAUUUUGCUUUUCAAUUACUGUGUGGGUUUUCUAUAUUCUAUGUAAAAAUGAUAUUUUUAUUUUGAUGCUAUAUUUUCUAUUGAUAUCUAUUUUCAAAGACUUGUCAACGUGAGUUUUUGACACAGUUAAUUAUGUUCACACAACUUGUAGAUUAGCAAAUUUUGUUUUUUAAAUGACAAGAUUCCUUCUUGUAUACCAUCAGCACUGUAUAUUGCAUCAUGUACAUAUAUUGCGUACUUUUAUUUCAAUGCAUUCAUUUCCAUGAAGUUUUAUUUUUUCCUGUAAAAUUUCUGUUUACAUUGCAAUGGCUUAAUUUGUUUCACUGGUAGUUUCUUAAACAUAGAUACCAAACAUAAACCAUACUGCCCAGUAUUUUUCAUUGCCAGAACCCCACUGUUGGAGAAUUCAAGAUAUCAGACCUAAGGGAUUGGACUUUGAAAACUGACUGGGGCAAUCAAGGACAUGGAAACAAUCAGAGCAGUUUAUAACAACCUUGAAAGGAGACAGAACUUAUGAAUCCUGUAAGAACAAGAUGACACAAAUUCUUCACAGUACAUAGUUGUAAAUCUUACCUCUAGCAAAACAGCAACAUAUAGCUACAGGAGAAGAGGGGGGAACUUUAGCAAGAUUCAUCUCAAUGUCCCAUUUCACCACAUGACCAUAACUUGUCUUUAUAGGAAAUCAUUAUUUACAGUCAUCUGUCCAGAAUAUGUAUAUUAUGAUGUAUCAACCAUGACAACACUUUGAAUGGAAUGCUCAUCAUCUGUGGAACUUUUCUCAGGAGCAUGGUCACUACUGAAUAUUAUGAGAUUAAUGCCUUUAUUCUAUUCCGUAAUGCACUGAUGCCAAAAUAUUUUUGGUAAUUAUUGUUUUUACAUAGGAAGCUAAAAUACUGGCACCAAGAAAAAUGAAACUCCUCACAUACAUCAAUCAACUCAUUAAAAACAGAAAUGUCUGAAAUUUUUAUUUAUCCUGUGUUCUUGACCAUUUUAGGAUACAUUUCUAUGAUGAUAUUUUUCAUCGAUUGUUAAGGUCAAUCAUAUAGUUUUUUUUUUUUAUUUUUAAAGAGGGUAAAAUUAAACAGAACAAAACAGAUCACAAAGUAACAAUGUAAGAAACACAGAUUCCAAAGCAGGACAAUUGGAGAUCUUCACUGUCUAUAAUAUUGUCUCUUAUAUUCUUCCAAAUAUUUGUCCAGAUUUUCACAUAGAAUGAAUUCAUACAAAACAAAAUAGUAUGGAACUGAUCAGAACCCGAUGAUGAAAGUAUUUUAGGUCUUCAAGACCAAAAAAUCAGGAAGUCAACAAUGGCUGCCAUAAUGUCUCUCAUUCUUUUCAAAAUAGAUGUCCAUACUUUCAUGUAUGUUGAAAUUAAAUGAAAUAAAACAGAAUAAAAUCAGUCUGAACAAAGGGUAAUAGUAUUGCUGGAUUUCACAUCAUGAUGCUAUGGAAUCAGCACUGGGUGUCUUAGUGUCUCUUCAAAGUAGCUCUUUCAUUUCAUUGUGCAUUAUAUUACAGAUUUUCAUCAGCUUUUUAGAAGUUAUAUGCACGCAUGAGUCUCUACACAUAUACCUAUCUUUUCUGUAUUACAGGGAAAGCAAAACAAACCCAGACACUACAAAACAAAUUCACAAAAUAACGUGAAAUGAAAAAGACAUAAACAAUAGGAAAGAGCCCAGAACACUGACAAGUAUAGGCCUUAAAAACAAGGUGUUACGGGCAAAACUAGGGGUUUUAUUUUACAUGAUGAUCUUCAAGAGUUCCUCAGAUAGCUACACAAUAAUAUGUACAAAUCUCCAAUUCCUAUGAAUGUUAACUAUUUUGUUCCAAGAACUUAUGGUGUUUGCAGCGCAGUCAUGUAAGCUAUCCUAAGUGUGUUUCUUUUUACUUUUUCAUUAUUUUCCCCUUUAAGCAUAUUGUUUUCCUUUCAUUGUAAUCAUUCCGAUUUUUGUAUUUUAUAUACUCUUAACAUUUCUUACACUAGGGAGACUAAGGUAUUUAGAUAUGUGACUUUGAUUUAUUUCUCUUAUGAGUAUGGUCUCUACUUGCAUCUGUUUACUUAUGAACUUUUCAAUGUUAUCAUUCUUUAUAGCAGAGUAGUACUCCAUUUUAUAAAAUUUCACAUCAUUAAUCCAUUCCUCAGUUGAUGGGCAUUUAGAUUAUUUCCAAGAUAUGGCUAUUACAAAUUGUGUUGUUAUAAACUUGGAUGCACAUAUACAAUUGUGGUAUAAUGUUGUCAGUUGUUCUGGGAAUAGGCCCAGAAGUGGGAGAGCUGGGUCAAAUGGGACUUCCUAACCCAACUUUUUGAGGAACCUCCAAACUGACCUCCACAGUAGUUGCACCACUGUACACUCGCAAAAACAGUGCGGAGGAGUUCCUUUUUACACUCAACCUCUCCAGCAGUUUUUGUUCGUAGUUUUCUUAAUCCUGGCCAUUCUUUCUGCAGUGAGAUGGAACCUUUGUGUUUUUUUAAGGAACAGUGAUGCUUGACAUUUCUUAUGUAUUAAUUUGUCAUUUGAAUUUCUUCAUCUGAGAACUGUGUAUUCAUUUCAGAUGCCCAUUUUUGAAAUGGGUCUUUGAAUUUUGGGGAUCUCAUUUUUAAAAAAUUCUUUAUAUGUUCUAGACAGAGGUCCUUUGUCUGAGGGAUCAUUCACUAGGAUUUUCCAAUUUGUGGGUUUUCUUUUGGCCAUGUGGAGAUUUCUUUCAGUAUGAAAUCCCCAUUAAUGAUUUUGUGAAGUAUUCUGUGUGCAGUUUGAUUCUUGUUUAUGAAUUCACUACAUAUCCCUGUGUCUUUAAGAUUUCUACCUAAUUUGUCUUCCAACAAAUUUAAUGUAUCUGUUUUAAUAUUUAGAUCUUUGAUCCAUUUUGACUUUAGUACACGGUGAUAGGUAUGGUUCUAAUUUUAGUUUUACUCAUAUGGAGAGCCCAUUUUCCAUCAACAUUUAUUAAAGAGUCUAUCUUCCAGUGGAUAUGUUUGGCCACUUUAUCAAAGAAAAUGUGGCUGAAUAUGAAUGUUAUUGUAGUUGUAUCUUUUACUCUGUUCCAUUGAUCUUCAGGUCUUUUUAUUCUAGUACCAUACUGAUUUUAUUACAGUACCUUUAUAGUAUAAUUUCAGGUCAGGGUUUGUGAUGUCUCCUGCCUUGUCUUUGUUGCUUAGAAAUGUCUUAGCUUGUUUAGUUCUCAUCUGGUUCCAGAUGAAGUUUAGGAGUGAUUUCUGUAAAUCUCUGCAGUAUACUAGUGGAAUUUUGAUUGGAAUUGCAUUAAAUUUGUGUAAUAAUUUUUGGAGAAUGGACAUUUUCACAAUGUUUAUUCUUCCUAUCCAUGAACAGGAAUUUCUUUCCAUUUUUGGAGGUCCUUUUUGAUUUCUUUUUCCAGGGUAUGAUAAUUUUCCUGAAUAGGUCUUUUCCCUAUUUCAUUUUAUUUUGUUGGAUGCUAUUAUAAAGGGUGUGGCUUCUCUUAUUUCUCUCUCUGUAGGUUUGUUGUUAGUGUAUAGAAAUGCUAUUGAUUUUUGGUUGUUUACUUUUUAUCCAGCUACAUUACUGAAUUUAUUUAUUAUACCUAGGAAUUUUUGAAUGGAGUUUUAGGGGUCUUCUGUCAUGUCAUCUACAAAUAGUGAUAAAUUAACUUCUUCUGUUAAUAUCCUUAGUCCUUUUAUUUCUCUCUCCUGUCUAAUUGCUCUCACUGGUAUAACCAGCACUAUAUGGAAUACAGUGGUGUUAAUGGACAUCCUUGACUUGUUCAUGAUGUUAGGAUAAAGGCUUUUAGUAUCUAGCCAUGUAAUACGAUGCUGGCUGUUGGGUUGUCAUAUAUGGCUUUCAUCAUAUUGAGAUAAAGACUAUCUUCCAUCUUUCUGUAAGGUUUUAUCAUAAAUAAGUUUUGGACCAUAUCAAAAGCUUUUUCUCCAUCUGUAGAAAUUAUUAUGUAGUUAUUAUGUUUGACUCUUUUGAUAUGGUGGAUUAGAUUUUUUGAUUUGAAUAUGUUGAACAAUUCCUUCAUUCCUGGCAUGAAUCUCACUUGGUCAUGGUUUAUAAUAUUCUUGUUGAUUUACUGCCUUCUUUUAGCCAAAUUUAAUGAGGAUUUUUGCAUCUAUGUUCAUUAGGGAAAUUGGCCUGUAGUUCUCUUUUUUGUUUGGAUCUUUCAUAGGUUUUAUAAUUAGAAUAAUGUUUUCUUCCAGGAAUGAGUUAGGGAGCACUGCUUCCCUUUCAGUGUCAUUGAAGAGUUUCAAGGUUAUUGACAUUAAAUCUUUGGAUUUCUUGUAGAAUUCCACAGUGAAUGUCUGUGUAACUAGGCUUUUCUUUUUUGGUAAAGAUUUAAUUACAUUUUCAAUAUCAUUAAUUGAAAUUGGGUUAUUCAGAAGUUUUACUUCUUGUUGAGUCAGCUUUGGUAUUUCAUAUGUUUCUAGUAAUCUGUCCAUUUCUUUCAGUCUAUGAGCUUCCUUUUGGGUCAGAUGGAUUUCCUUUAUGCAGCAUAUGGUUGGAUGUUGAUUCAUGAUCCAUUCUGCCAGUCUGUAUCUUUCAAUUGGUGAAUUUAGGCCAUUUACGUUAAUGGUUAUAACUGAUACAGAUUAGUUUACUUCUCACAUUUUCUCUUUCUGCUGUUGAUUGUGUACAUUUCCACUCUGUUUAAUUGUUUACCUCGCUUAGAGGUUAUUUCCUAUGUCUGUCUAGAAUGUCUUUCAGCAUUCUUUGCAGGGUUGGUUUGGUUGUCAUGAAAUUCUUCCACUGUUGUUUGUCAUCAAAUUAUCUUAUUUCUCCAUCCAUUUUGAAGGACAGUUUUUCAGGAUACAUCACUCUAGGUUGAAAAUCAUUUUCCUUUUAGAUGUGGAAUACUUCACUACAUGCUCAUCUUGACUUCAUUGUUUUUGUUGAGAAGUCUGUUGUGAUUCUAAUAGGCUUUCCAUUAUAGGUGAUCUGUCUCUUCUCUCUAGCAUCUUUUAAUAUUGUGUUCUUAUAUUGGAUUUCUGGGAUGUUGAUUAUUAUAUGUUUAGGCAUAGUUUUAUUUUGGUUAUGGUUAUUUGGAGUUCUGUAAGCUUCAUUGAUCUGCAUGUCAGUUUCCAUUCUCAUUUUUGGGAAAUUUUCAGCUAUUCCUUCUGUAAACAGCCUCUUGAUAUCAUUUGUGUUGUCACCUUCUUUUCUGCUUAUCUUAUGUUUUUUUGUUUGUUUGUUUUUUUGCAUCAUCUUGCAGCUGUUGAAUUGCUAUUUCCUGGUUCCUUCUUACUUGUAAAGGAUCUUUCCUUUUCUGUUCGCUAUGUGCAAUCAUGUCUUUGAGGUCUGAAGUUAAAUCUUUUUCACUGAGGUAAUUUUGCUCACUUUCAAUGGAAUUUUUGGUUUCCUGUAUAUCUCUUUGAGUCUGCUUCAUGCAUUCUGUUUGCUUCUUAUAUUCUUCAUUCAAAGUUUCUCUCUUUUUGCAUUGUUGCUUUAUUUCUUAACUAUGUCUUCUUUAGAUGUGUUCAGGAUUUCUUUCAUGAUGUUUAUCAUUUCUUCUUUUACUUAGGAGACUAUUUAGAUUCGAGUUCUUUUAUGGCUUCCCUGAGAUUUUUCUUAUUUCAGGUGAUAGCAUUUCUGGCAUUUCGGGUGUAUGGGUUGUAUUUUCAUCUGUGUCCAUGUCUCCUAGGCUUGCUUGGGUUGGGCUGGAAGAUUGAGAUUGCAUUUUGCUCUUUCAUCAUUUUUCCUGGAUUUCUGGGUUUUGAGCAAUGUUUCAAAAGUUUCUCCAUAUGCUGAGAAUCAUCCGGCCCAAUUUUGCCUCCCAGGGUCGACAGUAGGCAACAACUAGUAGUGGAGUUCACUGGGCUUGGGCAAAUUAGGCCUGUGGGGACUCCCAUGUGACCUCCUGUGAUUUCAGAUGUGGGGUGGGUCUUACCACCUGUGAGUAAAGUUCCAAGGGUUCCUUGUGUCCUGAGUUUCAAUCAGUGCGAGCUCUGCGCCUGGGACUCAAUUUCGGCCCCUGCCAGCUGCUUGAAUUUCGCUGCGCAGUGCCCAGUUAGGCCCCUUGCACCUCCUGAGUUUCCUUGGGUGAUUUCAGGCAUGGGACAUGGUCUUGCCACCUCAGUACGAAGUUCCAAGGCUUCCCCAUGUGCUGGGUUUCAACCCAUGUAAGCUCUGUGCCUAGGACUCAAUUUGGGCCCUUACCAGCUGCUUGGAGCUUGCUGGGUGUGGCCCAGUUAGGCCCCCUUGGAUGUUUCAGUCUUCCUUGGGUGAUUUCAGAUGAAGACAUCGUCUUACCACCUGGAAGUGAAGUUCUAAGGCUUCCUCCCUCUGCUGGGUUUCAACCUACACAUGCUCUGGGCCCGGGAUUCAAUUUGGGCCCCUGCCAGCUGCUUGAAGUUCACUAGGCAUUGCCCAAUUAGGCCUCCCUGGGCCACUUGUAUUUCCUUAGGGGAUUUUGAUAUGGGGCAUGGUCUUUCCACCUGGCAUCGACAUUCCAAGGUUUCCAUGUGUGCUGAGUUUCACCUCCCACACACUCUAGGUUCCCCAUCCUGUAGUGUUUAGUGUUUUUAUAUUUAAUGUAUGGUUGAUAGCAAAUGCUUUCAAACAUAUUUUGAGCAAGGUGUAUUCAUGUGUUGCAGUUGGUUUCGUAUUCCUACUUUUUACAAUUCUUUUAAUGUGGAAAUAUUUUUGAGGUAUUUUAUACUGUGUUUUCUAUUACAAAGGCUGCUUAAAGUCUGAUAGGAUUGUGUUGUUACAAGCCUAUGAUAGUAAAAUAUAAGUAAACAAUGCAUUAGAUACCCAUAAUGCAAUCAACACUACAGCUUGCCUAAGUCUUAAUUAGGAAUAGACAAAAUAAUUGUCAGUUUUGUAGAAUCAUCUAAAAUUAAAUCUGUUUCAUAACUAUAUUAUGUACUUUAUGGAAUAUAAUGUACUAGAGAACAUACUGUCAAUUUUACAAUCACAGCAAAAUCAAGAUGCUGAGUGACACACUAUUAAUCAAUGAAAUUGCAAUCUAUUUCUCUGUUUUUAUUUUUUAAGAUAGGGUCUGAUAAAUCCAGGCUGUGUUUGACCUGUACUCAAACAUUGAUCAUCCUGCCUCAGAACCAAGAGUUCUGAGAUUACAGACAUGUGCUUCCAGGCCUGGCUGAAAGUUCACAAUGCAAUUAAAAACUUGCCCAUGAAGAAAAGCCCAGGUCCAGAUGGAUUCACUUUUGAACUUCCCAAGAAAUUUAGAAAAAUAUUUAAUGCCAUUACCUGCCAAACUCUUUAAUGAAAUUGAAAGAAAAGCAAUAUUACUAAAGUAAGUCCUGGAAGUAUUACCCUAUGCCUAAAACACACAGUGCAUUGGAACUUCCAAAGCUGUGCAACUAGAUUAGAUUUUGGAGAGGCUUAUAAAAGGAAAAACUGCAAAGCAGUGGUAGGAGAGGGAUAAGGGUGGAGAAGCCUUUUGUUUUCUUAUUUGGCCUGGGGACAGAGUUCUUUGCUUAAUCACUUGCCUUUUUGGGAAGCUUUGCCACAGGUGAUCACCUAGUUCCUACUUUAGGGGAACUUGACAACUUGUGUUCAACUAAUUCCAGAAACAACUGUCCUUUACAAUGAGGGACAAAUGUUGAGACAGAA